Molecule: messenger RNA, 1259 nt
Organism: Gloeophyllum trabeum ATCC 11539
Lineage: Eukaryota; Fungi; Basidiomycota; Agaricomycetes; Gloeophyllales; Gloeophyllaceae
Exons: 3
Coding region: 244-774 (176 amino acids)
Source: RefSeq, a predicted model, not a curated record
CGGUCGCUCAGUUCCUUGUUUCCGUCUCGUCUCCUGCCUCGCGCUUGACUGUCUGCGACGGCUCUGCUGUAUCGUCUAUUCGCUCUUUUAUCGCACACGCUCGUUCACCACACUCUUUAAUCCACCGACCUACUCGGCAUAGCCGUUGUCUUCGUUCGCCAGGCCGAGACAUUUGUUUUCUUGGGAAAGCCGCGAGACCUCAAACUUUGUAACAGUCUGCAAGCCCUUUUAUAGGAUUUACUUAUGACUACUCGCUCCGGACGCGCUCCUCGGAUCCACCGCCUGCCCCAGCGAUUGGAUUACACGCUGAUCCCAGCGCCGCUAGAUCUAUCACUUCCUGACGCUAGCGAGAAGUCUCCGUUACCUGCUAUUAUUGUCACGCCUUCCUCCCCUUCCUCAUCCCAUGACUUCUCUAUCGCCUUCCUCGCGCCGCCUCGCAGUCCCACUCUCCGCGAACGGAUAUCGUGCUAUCUAUCGGAAUCGAAGAAGCAGCAGCUGCAAUGCAAAGCUCGCUGGACUGUCAUCCUGACCGUGCUGCUCUUCAUCAUGGCCUGCCACGUGCUCGCGCACCGACUAGCCGUCACUCGCCCGCACCUCCAGUUCGAAGCGGCGGUACACGACGGCGUCGAAGGUCUGACUCUGGACGCUAGCGCUGUCUCCAAACCUCAGGCGAUAGCUAGCUGGCUCGACCUCCAGUGGCUGCUAGGAUCGCAGGUGGAAUCCGAUGACAAAAGGGCCUUCGUCGUCAGGGAGUUCACGCAGCGGGAAUAUUGAUUAUGGGGCACCGGGAUGACCUCUCGCUAGGCCAUUGGACAUCGUCGCAACAUAUUUAUUCGCUAUCAUCGUCUUGCGCGAAAGUUUAUCACAGUCUAUAGAGGAAUGUGUCCAACGGAAACCAUGGGUUGCUUUUUGGGUUUGGGUGUACGUUGGAUCAUGGCACGGUUUGCCCACUUAACCAUUCAUAUACCUUCAUCGGUGUCGUAUUGCUCACGGCUCCUGGCAUUGCUUGUCAUUCUGUGUGGAUACCUUGAGUUUGCGAUAAUUAUAUCCUCUCCUUCUUCAUCGCCAAUACUUCUAUCCACCUUUUAUUUUGCCAUAUACGCAUUUUUUCGUCUGUCGCGCAGCCGGUUUGUCGUCUACAUCCCCCGCAGUGUUUUGUCGCUGCUUUAGCUUGAAAAUAAAGACGCCGGCGCCUUCGGGUCACCUUCUCCUUACUCAAAGACAUAAAAAUAUCUCGAAUGAUGGACUGCUCAGGGGCC